Messenger RNA from Schistosoma turkestanicum, 1569 nucleotides. The record is from the annotation of a GenBank genome assembly. NCBI's taxonomy places the organism in Eukaryota, Metazoa, Platyhelminthes, Trematoda, Strigeidida, Schistosomatidae.
UUCUUGUGAUAGACAAACACACGACAUAUAGGAAGAUAAGAGCUAUAAAUUGUUAUUUAGUUUACCAAAUUGACACUGUUCUUUCUCUCAAGUGUGACUUGCAUACGGUUGUUGGAUAAUGCUAAAAAAUAACCAUCAACAAAAGGCAGUAGAUAUACCGAUAAACCGGGAGCCCAAAACGUUUGAACAACAUAGACGUGAAAUGCUCACUGGAUUACAGCAUAGACAUAAAGCAAGAAAACGACCUAAGCUCACAAAUACUUCACACAUUGAUACCUGGUCGGACGUAAUAGAUAAUUGGGUUGAUUCAUCUUGGCGCAGUUGGGAUGACGAGAUGCACAGACUGAGGCGUGGAAUGUUCGCACUUUUGGUAAGUUUUCGAACAAAAGAGUCAUAUUUAACCCAAAUCUCAUAAUAAUUAAAAUUGUUGAUGAGCUUAAACUUAAGCAUUAAUUUACAUGGUUUCUCAUCAAAUUCAUAGGAGUCAGCCAUUAAUAACUAUUUAAUUUGCAACGUCCAGACUUAUAAUUUAACGUAGGGGUGGGAAGUUAGAGUCUCACUAAUCAGAAAUUGUAGGCGAUACACCUCUUGAUACUUUUGGUCUGAGAUCAUCUUAUUCAGACCCAUUUGACCUAAUGAACCGAAUGGAGGGUGAGAUUGAGGAAAUCCGAAAUCGCAUAGGCUUGAGUAAAGCAUCAGGGAUUGGAGCCCUAAAUGAUUUCCUGAAGGACGCUUAUGAGGUCGGUGAAGACGGGAAGCUUUACUUCAAGGUACAUUUUGACGCCAAGGGUUUUACUCCCGAAGACGUCAAGGUCGAGUCCACAGAAAAUCGCUUGACCGUCCAUGCGAAGAAGGUUUCAGAGUCUGGUUCAUCGAAAUCUUCCCGCGAAUUUUGUCGGAUGAUUGAGCUCCCUCAAACAAUCGAGAACAACCAACUGAAGUGUCGCCUGACAGAAGAUGGCGUCCUUAUGUUGGAGGCUCCUGUGAAAGCUCCCGACUAUGAGUCAAUCACAUUCACGGAUGGUCGUAGACUUGGUAUUCAUCCAAAGUCAGCAGAUCAGAUCCAGUCAGUUCCAGCGUCAAAUGCACUUAUUGUGAAAGGUGUAUCUGGCCCAAUAAUUCUGGAAGAUGAAGCAAACAGAAAGCGUCUGCAUUUAGAAGUACCGGUGGACCCGGUGUAUAAGCCUGAAGAUUUAUGCGUAAACGUAGAUUCUAACCGUGUUGUUGUGUCAGGAAUAAGUCAUGAGAAAGACAGUGGUUAUCUUAACAAGAAAAGUAGCAGUUCAUAUGCAGAGUUUACUCAUUCGUAUGAAAUUCCAGAAACAGUGGAUCCGUUAUUAGUGACAGCGCAAUUAAUUGACAAUAGGCUGGUUUUGGAGGCUCCUUUGGUGAAACGACACACAGUCAGUCAUUAAUCUAUCAUAUAGAAAUGUAAUUACUCUGUGUAUCGGUUGGUGAAAUAUUUUCUGUGUCGUUUUGAACGUAUUACUUCCCUAGACUUGUGUGUAUGGCUUUUCAGCACACAUAAAUGUGUAAUAUAUACCUGGUAAUAAAUUUUAUACACUCUAA